UUCUUCUUCUGAUUUAUGGAGAACCAGGAAGCUCAAGAAUUACUCCUCCAUGACAUGGAGGACUUGGCCAAAGAUGAAAUGCCACCACUCCCUACACAAAAAAGAGGCUUUAAAUGGUGGCUCUUAGUGUCACUUUACAUAUUCUUUGUUCUAUCUGGCCAAGCCAUUGGAAGUCUUCUAGGAAGGCUCUACUAUGACAAAGGUGGAAAUAGCAAAUGGAUGCAAACAAUAGUUGUAACUGCAGGCUUUCCAUUUUUAAUCCCUAUCUUAGUCUACUUCUCCUGUAACCCUUCUAUCCCAAACCAUCAUAAAGCCAAUACUAUCAACAACACUUCACCCUCUAUCAUCACCCUUACACUCCUCUAUACCUCUUUUGGUAUAUUCUUUACGGGCGAUAACUUGAUGUAUUCAUAUGGACUGUCAUAUCUCCCUGUUUCUACAUUUUCCCUUGUCUGUGCAACCCAAUUGGCUUUUAAUGCAAUAUUCUCCUACUUCCUUAACUCCCUUAAGUUCAAUCCUUUUAUUCUUAAUUCGGUAGUCCUCCUUACUAUCUCUGCCUCACUCCUUGCUCUCGAUUCCGAUUCCAAUAUUCCCAAAGGAAUUACACGAGCACAAUACGUACUCGGAUUAUUAAUCACCAUAUGUGCAUCUGCCUUGUUCUCCUUACUACUUUCACUUACCCAACUUUCAUUUGAGAAAGUUCUGAACAAGGAAACAUUUUCUGUGAAAUUGGAGAUGCAAAUAUAUCCAGCAAUAGUGGGGACUUGUGUUUGCGUGGUGGGUUUUUUCGUUAGUGGGGAAUGGAGGAGUCUAAAGGGAGAGAUGGAGCACUUUGGAGGGGUUUCUUAUGUGAUGAUCUUAGUUUCUUCUGCUAUGGCAUGGACAGCUUUUUAUGUUGGUACUAUGGGUUUGAUUUAUGAAGUGUCUUCACUCUUUAUGAAUGUCAUUAAUACAGUGUCCUUGCCUAUUGUUCCAAUCUUUGGUGUGAUAUUUUUUCAUGACAAAAUGGAUGGAGUAAAAGUUAUAGCUUUGCUUUUGGCCAUUUGGGGGUUUGUUUCUUACAUGUAUCAAAACUAUCUCGAUGAUUUAAAGUCGAAGACGGUUACAAGAACAGAAUAAGCAAAUGAAAGUUCUAAUACUUUAGCUGCUUUACAAAGAAGAAUUUGUGUCUAUAUUGAA
Messenger RNA from Telopea speciosissima, 1179 nucleotides. RefSeq names its product probable purine permease 11. Gene Ontology annotation, cellular component: membrane. NCBI's taxonomy places the organism in Eukaryota, Viridiplantae, Streptophyta, Magnoliopsida, Proteales, Proteaceae. Gene Ontology annotation, molecular function: purine nucleoside transmembrane transporter activity. The coding region runs from base 16 to 1119 and encodes 367 amino acids. The transcript is spliced from 2 exons. The record is from RefSeq and is a predicted model, not a curated record.